Pomacea canaliculata is the source of this 9342-nucleotide messenger RNA. RefSeq names its product forkhead box protein O-like. Gene Ontology annotation, biological process: regulation of transcription by RNA polymerase II. Bases 304 to 2106 code for a protein of 600 amino acids. Gene Ontology annotation, molecular function: DNA-binding transcription factor activity, RNA polymerase II-specific; RNA polymerase II cis-regulatory region sequence-specific DNA binding. NCBI's taxonomy places the organism in Eukaryota, Metazoa, Mollusca, Gastropoda, Architaenioglossa, Ampullariidae. Gene Ontology annotation, cellular component: nucleus. The transcript has 2 exons. The record is from RefSeq and is a predicted model, not a curated record.
CUCACAGCUCGCAAGAUGGCUGUACGGUAUGCAGAGCCAGCGAUUGAGGGGAAGUCGUUACUUGGCCAGCAUGGCCUCACGUGUGACAGUUUACUAUGGAACAGCCUAGCUGCCGCCGCCUCAGUCUGACUUGCUCAGCGUUGCCGUUGGAGUACCGUGUAGUGCGCUCUCUCUUGCUGUGAUUCAUUGCUGUGCUGUGCCGUGGGUUUCUUCGUUUUCAUAUUGCUGCGCAGUCAGGGACUACCCCCUCCCCUUCUUUCCUGUGGAGUAGUGCAGAGAAGUUUGUGAGCGGAAAACGUCAAGAUGGACGCGUCUGAUGUAGAUCACAACUUCGAACCCCAGACCAGGGCGCGGUCGAAUACCUGGCCUUUGCGCCCUAGUCGUGAACUUGAUCCCCAGAGCAGUCCUGCCUCGGAGGAUUCGAACGCCGAUGGACAGAUCAAGGCGGAAAAAGACCCUCUCGGACUAACUGCAAAGAAGAGUGGGUCAAGGAGAAAUGCGUGGGGUAACCUUUCUUACGCUGACCUUAUAACGAAGGCUAUUCAGAGCUCUUCUGAAAAACGAUUGACUUUGUCGCAAAUUUACGACUGGAUGGUGCAAAAUGUCCCAUACUUCAAAGACAAGGGGGACAGCACUAGUUCGGCUGGCUGGAAGAACUCCAUCCGGCACAACCUUUCCCUUCACAGUCGCUUUAUGCGAAUACAAAAUGAGGGAACUGGAAAGAGCUCCUGGUGGGUCAUCAAUCCAGAUGCUAAACCUGGAAAGGCACCACGUCGCAGAGCUGGCAGUAUGGAGACAAAGAGUUAUGAGAAGAGGAGGGGCCGUCUCACCAAAAAAAAAAAUGAAGCCCUACAAAAUGGAGGUAGUCCCCUUACAGGCAGUUCUGAGGAUUUUAUAGACACUCUUGCAUUUGGUGACUUCAGACAACGUUCUAGUUCUAAUGCCAGCAGCUGUGGCCAUCUCUCACCUAUUCAUGCUGGAGUUGAGUCUGAUCUCCAUGACAACCAGGUUCCCCCUAUGUCUACAAUACCAUGGGAUGAUGAAGUAGAAGAUUCGCAGGGAAUGUACUCUGGGUCAGACAACUACUCAGAGCUCGUGGGUUCUCUUGUGGUGGGCAUGAAACUGACCACACAGGAUAACAUAGAUAUGGAAAACGGAAUAUCAGAAGACCCCUAUACUAAUGGGCCAUCCCAGGAGUUCGCCCAGUCAGCAAACUAUAUGAGUAUGAGCGAGCAGAUGAGUGAUGCUGGUCCAUACACGCAUCUUCCUGCACCUCCUCCUUACCCUGAUUGCAACCCUAAUUCCCAUCAGCUGACCAACAUGGAGUGUGCAGCCUUUCCUAAUGAGAGCUACACUAAUCUGAAUUGUGGGAUGAAUGGAUUCCGCCAGUCAGACUUGCAACGUAUUAGUAGUGCAACACAGCUCUCUGUCAACACCCAGCAGGGCCAGCUUACCUCCCCAGACCAAUCACAGCAGGGUAGCCCCAACCCUCAAACAUUCACCCCUCAGCGCCUCAGCCCUCAGAUGCAGCGUACAACCUCUCAGUCCAGCAUGUCACCUCUGAACUGUCAACUCUCCCCACAGCAGACAAGGGCAGUUGCCUCACCUGUCCAGCGUUCCAGCCCUUCUUUGCAGCAGCAAGCUGCCAUGCAACAAGCAGUGACCAAUGCUUCCAUCCUGAGGGAAGCUUUGACAAGGGGGUCAUAUGGCCAGCCCCCUACUACCACCACACCCUUCCCCUUGGGCACAGCUGUCACAAGCAGUAUCAAUGCUAACAUACUGAACAUGGGACCCAGCUCUCACCAUCACAUGCAGCAACAUAGCCCUCAGCACCAGCAGCUGCGUAUCUCCCCAUCUACUACUAACUCAUACAUUUUAGGGACAGGAAGUGGAACUGGUUGUGGUUUAGUGGCCAAUGGCCCAAGCACAAACUGCUGCAACAACAACAGCAUUGUUGGUGGUAGCCAUGUUCCCUUAGACAUUGACAUGGAAUCCCUGAUUGCAGUGGACUAUGACAUGGAUCAGGUGAUAAAACAAGAGCUUUCACUGGAGGGCAGCCUUGACUUUGACUUUGCAUCUGCUGCAGGCCAGAGUAUUGUACAUUGAAUAAACAUGAACUUAACUUGACAGGUUUAUGUUGCUGUGUUGGAUAAAGACAGAAGCAGCUUUAUGAAAGACCUUUGCUAAUUCUUAAAGCUUGUGAUGAAGUAAUGAUGUACUUUGUAGGAAAGGACAGUGGUGAUCAUACUUUUCAUUCAUCUGAUUCUUUGAAUUUGCAGACAGUUUUCCAAACAUUGGUCUCAUUUAAUAUGUUGUUCUUGUGCAUUGUGGGUUCUACGUGCUUUCUGUGGAAAUAUAAUUGGUGCACUUCUUAAAAGUGCAUUAGUGACAUAACAUAAACAUAGUAUCAUAUUUGUUUCAUAUGGAAACUGAUCACCUUUUGGAACUGGAACAUUCAUAAAUAUAUGAAUGUAUAUGUACAAAUAAUGAAUAAUAGGGCAGCGUCAUUUUUGCAAAUUUCUCACUUCUUAAGUUUUUAUUAGUAAUUUUUUUAAUAUGUUACUUUUGUUUUUUGUUUGUUUUGUUGGUUUUUAUUUUUAUUUUUUUUUUUUUUUGUGGGGGGCAGGGUUUAUUUGUACCAUGUCAGGCAAGUGUACUUGCAUGUGUGCAUGAUCAUCAUAGGUAAGUGUUCUGCUGAUGUGCCAGCCUGCUUUUCUGAAGAUGUCACACAAGUCACAAAAUGUGAGUUACAACUGCAAAUUUGUAAAUUUGUCAUCUGUAAAACUUUUGAUCACAUUCUUCACUAAUGCCUAAUGAUUGUGAAAGCUUACUACUGUUCACAGUGUCCUUCACAGAAAAUAUCAAAUCUAUUCUAAAUACUUUUUGAAGAAUAUAGUGAUUGUGAUGUUUGUGAAUUUGAAUGCUCUUCAGUGUUUAUUUUUCUAUUACUAUUCUUAUUAUAUAGUUUAGCAUUUAGCUAUAAUUAUUAUGCUUGUAGUUGUGCUUUUGAUAACAGCUGUUUAUCUAGAAAACAUUUAUUCAGUUGUUUUAUUUUCUCCAAAUGACAUUCAUGAGUUAUCAGGUUGUGAAAACAGUCUUGAUUUUUAGGAAACAAAAUGGAACAGGUAGGGAAAGUUGAGACAGUGAAGCAAAAUUGCUGCAUGUCUUUGGGAGGUAUAAUGAUUUUGGCUGGUGGAGGUGUACGGAAACAUCAUGUCAUCAGAGAGAAUUAUUCUAAUAGAAUACAGAAAAGUAUAACAUCUUGCAUUUUUGUGCAUUGCCAGCAUUAUCAUUUUCAGAAGUAUAUAACCACUUUGACUGUUAGAUCGAGCUAAACUUUUAGUCUCUUUUCCAAGGGAAAAAAUAAGUCAUUUUCUUAUUUCACCUUUUGUUAAUAUAAAGCCUCUAAUGUGAUUCAGUUAUUUGUGAACCUCCUGAGGAAUCCACUUCUGCUUUUUACACCAGCUAAAGUAAAUAUAACACCACCCAAAGUUUUUGUAUAAUUUUUUUUUAAGUUCAAUUGUGUUACAACUUACAUAAUUGCUGAGGUUUUUUAUGUUAGUAGUUACAUCAUGUAUAUACCUGUUGAUUUCAUAUCUUGUGUAUCUGGCUGAUAAAUCAUCUUGUCAUUUUCAAUGAAAUUUAUCAGCCUUUAGUAUUUUAAAAUGCCGGUGCAACUGCAAGUUGAUUUGCCUGAUUAUGUAGUAAAGGUUUAGAAAUGUUGCAUUGUUCUAAAGACUUACAUAGGGAUCUGUACAUAAGACACGUAAGUUUCAUAUGCCCUUUGUAUCAAGGGAUUGAAUCUUUUGAAUUAACAUGUUUGUUGCUCGCUUGGAGGAAGAAAUUUUUAAAAUCACACGAAGUGCAUUGUCUUGAAGUAGAGGAACAUGUUGGGAUUUUUUUUUCCAAAAGUCUAAACAAAACUUGUUAUACUUAAGGACUGGAUCAUAUUUUUGUGUUUUGUGUUUACAAAAUACAAGCAGCUUUUUUUUUUUUUUCAAAAAAUGAGGAUAUAAGUUUUAAGUACAUCAAGGAUAUUGCUUCUGAAAGAAAUAGUUGACCAGCAAAUAAUAUAAAAUAAAAUUAGUACAAUUUUGCGCUUUUAUGAAAGUCAUGAUAAUUUUAAUUUAGUUUUCAGUGACUUCACAUGAUAAGUGUGUUGCCAUUGCCCAUUUACUAGAAUAUGAUGAAAUAGGAGUAGAUUGAGCAAUAUUUUUAAGGGAAAAAAAUCACUGUCAUGUGUGUUGCAACACACCAUAGAUGUAAAUUUCUUCCAUGGGUUCUCUUUGCUUUUGCCUAUCUGCACAUGUGUAUAUAUGGAUGUGUGUGUGGAGGGGGGAAUGAGUGGAUGGGAAAGAGAGAAGUGACCUGUUAGCUGAUUUGUUGUAAAAAAAAAAGGCAUGUGAUCAGAAGCUGAAGACUAAAAUUUGUUGAUGGGAUUUUGAACGUAUGAGGAAAGUCUUUGAUAUUGUUUUGUUUGACUGUGAUAAAUGUAGAAUAAAAUUAUUAACUGUUUUUGACUAAACUAAUCGAGAAAUUUGGAUUUUAAUUGUGUUGGAUAACCAGAUAUAGAUUACAAGUUACAAUGUUAUGGUACUUGAUUUUCUAAAUUUGAGAUGGUGGAGUGAUUUGGGGUACUGAUACCAUCAUAACUGUUGUUACCUCUAGCUAGUUGUUUAUUAUCAAAUCAGCCACUUUCUUUCAAAAUGCUUGCCUCUUCACUCAAUGGUGUCAUUUUUAUAUUCUAUUAACCCUGUCAUUGGUUUAGUGUCAUUAACAAAAUAGGUGAAUUAACCUGUUCUCAUAACCAUGAAAUCGGAAUACUUGUUCUUAAAAAAACAUGUUCACGUGUUAACCUGUUUACAGGCCAAUAAACUAAGUUACCAUUUAACUCAUAUACUCGUUGAACUCAUUAUAUUAGCCUGCUGAGCAGCUGUCUUGUCAUUUAUUUACUAGUUUUAUAUGUAUAAUUUCACUUGGUGAAAAGAUGGAUUAAUAGUUAAACAAAAGUUAAUGUGGUAUAUUAAAUAAGAAUGGACAUGGCAGUUAAUAAGAGAUUUAGAGAGUUUCACGCAAAGAAAUUUAACUUAACAUAAUGAUAAUCGUAGCAGUUCUGCUUUAUUGUCUUAAUUUGUACUUGAAACAAGCUAGGUUGCAUGUUUUGAUUUCUUAAAAUUUUUAUUUGUAUGGAAAGUCUGAAUACCUAGUGACACUUGAGUCUGUAGAUGAGCAAUUUCUUAAAUUGUAACAGAAUUGUAGCUUCAAAGGAGAGGUUUGGUGAUUAGUCCCUUUAGUAAUAUUUUUUUAAUGUCUCAAUUUGGGUAAAGUCUUGUUCAGUAUCGAAAUGUCAGCUUGAUCAUGAAAAUGCUUUUGUAAAACAUUAGACAUCCACUUUGGGUAAAAGUGUACAUUUGUGUCAUUGUAAUAGCAUCGUAUGACAGCACUUUGAAAUCGUUAGGUUUUAUUAAAUUAUUAAAUUUUAUUAAAUUUUGUUAAGGUUCUAAAGUCUUUAGUUCAACUUCAUCAGAAGGCUUAAAUAGAUUAACAGAUUUAUUCUGGUAAUAUUGUAGACCUUGUAGUGCAAAGAUUGGUAGUAAAAUGGUUCAGAAUGAGUCCUGAAACAAUGUCUUCAUUGUUGAGAUUGCAAGUAUGACUUCACAGGAUUAGUGUUAGGGUAAAUCUUGUUGACUUUAUAUUGUCUUUGGUGCCUUAUGUCACAACAAACUAACAUUAAUUAAUCAUACCAAAAAGAUCUCUCAUACCUCAGAGUUUAAUUUGGAAUGGUUGUAAAUGUCUCUGUUGAACUCCAGAUUAUUUUCCAGUCCUGGAUACCAUUGUUUCUGGGUCCUUUAAAAAUGUUAGGAAUUGUUUUUAUGCCUUUACUGGCCAGAGUUAACCCACAUGUAUCUAUGUACAUUUGAGAUGAAGUGUAUAUAGUAGUAGGAUGUCUGUGGUAGAUUGCCAGUGGUUUGAAUGUCUGAUACAUAGCAGUGAGGGUCAUGUUUGCUGAGAGGAAGAGCUUGUGCAUGUGCAGAAAUAUGGAAAGGCAGUUUUCUUGUUUGUUACUUUGGUGAUAGUUUCUGAAGGCUGCACAAAAAAGAAACAGAUUUUUAGAUCUCCGUCGUCACUAGCGUUUAUAAUCAGUCCUGUAACAUUAAAAUAUAUUUAGGUUAGCUACAUAAAAGUAUUCUUUUGUUUUUUGUUAUAGAAUUGUCAAAAUAAGAUUUUUUUAUCUGCUCCAAGUAUGCUUUACACUUGUGUUUGCAAAAAUUUCUUGUUAUAUGUAGAGAGUAGAUUUAGACUUUAGAGGCUGAUGCAUGUCAUCUUUUGCAUGAAACUGAAAAGUAAUCGGAGCGCACAAAGGUCAUGUUUCCUUGUGUACCUCGUAUGUAACCAUCAAUCAUGGGUGACUGUUGCGACCUAUUCACAGUUCUGCCUUGAUUUUUUGAUACAAUCCCUUGGCAUGCAUUUUAAGUUCACCUUUUUUUUUUUUUUUUGUUCUUUUGUCUUGUAGGCAGUUUUUAAUAGCCUUUUGAAUAUGAACAUUUUAAACCAUAAGAACAUUCAGAAGGAGCAGCAUUUAGAUCACUAUUUCUUUCAUAAUGGCUGAGGGUGCAGGGUAAGUGAAGUUGCUGUGCAAGUCUUGAUGGGUGAUCUUUCUGGAAGGCAGGUGGUGGUGAUGGAGAUUUUUCUGGGCUUAAAGCAUUGUACAUGUGUUGAGGCAGAUUUUCUGAAAAUGGUUCAGUGGCGCAUCCUGCUACAAAGAGUUCUGCCAGUGUGUGGAGGUGCCAUGUCUCACUUCAAUACAUGCUGCUUGACUGUAAACUAGGAAUCUUUUUUUGAGACAUGAUAUGUAUUUCAGAUAAAGUUUCUGUUGAUAUUACUGUUAUUUUACACCAGCCUGCCACUAUAUCAUUCUGUGAUCUGUUUCCAGUUUUGCAGAAUGUUUCAUGAUGAGCUGUGUGUAUAUAUAUAAACAUAAACAUAUAAGGAUAGGGAAGUUCUGCAUGCUCACUUGAUUGCUUUGAAGCAGAUGUCUUGGCGCUUACCUCUCCAUUGGGUUCCUUGGCACUCACUUGUUAUCACUCAUCUAGUGGUAUGCUUGUUGAGGAAGCACUUUAUAGUUUUAGAAAAAUUAUUUGGCUGCCUGAGUAGUCUGUCUUCAUAAAUUGAUGCAAAGCAUUAGGUUCUGGGUCUAUUCAUCAUUUUACCAGAAAUUUAACUCAUUUUCCUUAAAAUCCGGACUUAAAGGUUGGAUACUUAUAGUGUGUGUGAGAGACCAUUUUAUGUGCUAUAUCUAAGUGUUUAAAUUUUUAUAGCAUCGGAUUGGAAGAAUUUUUUUUUUUUUUUUAUAAAUUUCUGGUACUCGGCUUGCCUACCAUGAACUCCUCUUGUAGCUAAUUGGUCGAAUUGUCCAGUGAGGCUAUGUGCCGAUCUUCAACCGUUCCCUGACAACCGUUCAACGGUUCGCUCGCUCGCUCACUCACCCGCGUGCUGAGUGUGCCCCCUGCUUGCAGUGCCGCAAUGUCAGGUGAUUUGGCAGGCUGUUCUUACAUUUGGCUUUGGUUGCAUUUCCUCUCCACCAAAGUCCUUUCCACCGCCUUCAGUGAAGGGGAGUGCGUCUGUGUGUGAUGCAAAUGUAAAAAGAACACGCUGCUCAGUCGCUUGUGAAGUAUAUGUUACAUGAAAGAUGUGUGCAAGGGUAACUGAGCACACUAGAAACUAAUACACGUACGUCGUAAAGCAAUGCAAGGAAGGAUCAAAUUCAGUAACUUUUUGUUUUUCACGGCAAGAAUUUUCAACUAUAUUAUGGCCUUUUUUUUUUCCAAGUGCUUCAGAAUGCCCUUCUCGUACUCGCACACCCACACCCCUCGCCCACAACCAGUUUUCCAUGAUCGCGUGUUAUUGAAUGUUGAAAGUGAUGCAAGAACUCGAGUUUGUCAUCGUCGUCGUUGUCUUGAUCAGCUUUAUGUGUUUGGUAUUGACUGGUGCCUUUGUUCAUGCCGUUACUGUGUGGCUUGAUGAGCGUGUUGUUAUUUCGUUUUAACUGUACUUGUUUAUGGCUGCCUUUUGUUUUAUCAUAUCAGCCCGUUUGUUGCCUACACAGCUAACAAGUACCAGCAUUCCACAGAGCAAAACAUUUUUGGGGAAUCGGGGGGAGUGUACAAAAGCAGAACCGGUCACCUUAACUUUAUUUUUGUCUUAAUAGGUAGCUCUAGUGAGAUAGACAGGUUACUAUGAGCGAUCACGGAGAAAAGAUCAACGUGUUCCCUGCUGCGCCAGUCGCCAUUCUUUGAUUGUAGAUAAAUGUCAGUUUUAGGGGGGGCUAGGGUGCACAAAGCGCCGCUGGAUGUGUAAUCCUAGCAGUCAGCUAUUAUAUUUUUAUUAUAAGCAUUUUAGUUGACUGCUACUCAUUCCCCAUCCAGCUAGCCUGUCCUUUGUUCGCCACGGGGAAAAAGAUGCCAUUAAACCUCUUUUUUUUUUUCAAUAUGAUGGUUCAAAUUCAGACGUAGCUUGAUCAGAUCCUGGUAGAUUCUCCUUGCCUUAAUUUUGGAGAGAGGAAAUAAUGGGAGCUGUUGUAAGCGAGAUCUGCUUCGAAUGCACAAAAACAGUUUGUGCCAUUGUCGAAUUUUUUCUUGCUUCAUGGUUUUAUUUUAUUUUUACAUUUUUCUGGAUUUUAAAGGUCAUGUGCAUAGAAUGUUUUUUUUUUUUUUUUUUAAAUAGUACAGUUUUGCGUCACUGCAAAUGGCUUAGGUUUCUUUAUAAGUUUUGUUCAAACCCAGGAUGUUAAAAAAUACAGAAACAUGCCUUGUCGAGUUUUGGUGGCUUAGUAUAAACAUUAACAUUUUUAAGUGCGGAAUUGGUACACAUACAUGCCGCGUAUAUAUGUGAAUUCAUAUAUACACUCACAGUUAUAUACACACAUAUUACCAAAUGGCCGAAAGCUAGACAUGUGAUGAAAUAUUUUGUAUCUUACUAAUGUUGAUUUUUUUUUUUUAAUGAUCGGCAUGCCCGCAACAUGACACUUGUUGGAUUGCAUUUCUCACUGUAAUAGUGCAGUGACCACCAUAAUGAUUUCAUGUGCAGUCGCUCAUCAAAGUUCCUUCGGCAGCAUGUUGCUGCCCACGCUAUGCUUAUUUACUCGCUGUACAAUUGUCUGUACAUGUUGUGGUGAAAACUGCGUAAGAAACAAGCAGCUGUACAUGUGACUACUGUGAAUGUACACUGCACAAGUGUACAUGUUUUAGUGGAUUUCCGAUACAUCAUUGUCUCUGUGUGUCUACUGCUUAGGCCUCUCGUAUAUGCGGAUCUAGCAGAAAUAAAAACAUUGUGGACAAAUUA